Molecule: messenger RNA, 1970 nt
Organism: Trichoderma asperellum CBS 433.97
Lineage: Eukaryota; Fungi; Ascomycota; Sordariomycetes; Hypocreales; Hypocreaceae
Biological process (GO): tricarboxylic acid cycle; carbohydrate metabolic process
Cellular component (GO): mitochondrial matrix
Source: RefSeq, a predicted model, not a curated record
UUUCAGGAGUAUUAAUUUUGCCUUGUUUCUUUUUAUCCAAUUUAAUCUGUAGUGCCUUUAGGGGAAAUAAUAGCCCCUUUUUUCUAGGUCUGAACAUACUCGCUUGAAAUAAGUUAUAUGCUCAGUGUAUCAACUCUCGGGAGUGACGCCAAGCAGCAAGAAAUAACAGCAAAUAUAUCGAGUGCUUAUUAAAAAUGGAUGUCAAUAAAAGUCUAAAGUCAGAAUCAUUUGCCUUGAGCAAAUCGCUGUAUUCUGCGAUCAAGAUGUGGAGGAAGUUUUUGUAUUCGUCUGCCACCUCUUCCGUGUGGCUCUACCAUAAGACCUUGGGACAUACAGAUAUUGGACCUUCAACAGGCACUCUCAGUAUUACAGAUAAUCGCACGGGCAGAAAUUACACCAUUCCAAUCAAUAACAAUUCUGUCAAGGCCCUCGACUUUAUCCAAAUAACGUCUGCUGGCUUGGGAACUGAAGUUGCGGACCAUUACGACAAUAGUCUUCGUAUCCUCGACAGAGGAUUCUGGAAUACGGCAUGCACAGAAACAUCUAUUACACACAUCGAUGGCAAAGUUGGCUAUAUGCAAUAUCGUGACAAGCCGAUUGACGAGUUAUUUCACCAAAAUGACUACGAAGAGGUGAUGCAUCUUCUUAUUUGGGGCACGAUUCCUACGAGGGAGCAGAAGAUAAAUCUUCGCCGUAAGCUGGCUUCACACAUGAAAGCACCGCAAUCGGUCCAAGACGUGAUCAAAGCUUUUCCGCGCGAUGGAUUGACUCAUCCUAUGCUUCUAGCUGGCAUUUCGGCGUUUACAUCACUGGAUGAGGGAACGAUAGCCGUCCACAAGUCGAGCAAACCUCCAUAUAUCGGGAACAUGGGCGAGACCGACGACGCCAUCAUUCGCACGCUGGCGGCUCUUGCUACCACCGUAGCCUUGGUGUACUGCCACAAGCGAGGGCGUGACUGGACGCCCGCAGACCCGGACGAGUCAUUCAUCGGUAAUCUUCUGCUAAUGAUGGGCCAGACGGAAGAAGGCAGCAGCUCUCCCAACCGCAAGCUUGAGCACUGCUUGGAACGCCUUUGGGUUCUAAAUGCUGAUCACGGCAUGACCAACUCCACAGCCGUCUUUCUCACAGCCGCCUCGACACUACAAGACCCCUUAUCGUGCACUGUAGCCGCUGUGGCGUCGGCGUACGGGCCUCUCCAUGGCGGCGCCGUCGAAAUGGCAUACAAAGAAUUUGAAAGGAUAGGAUCUGUUGAAAACGUUCCCAAGCUGAUUGCGGAAGUCAAGGCCAAGAAGCGCCGCUUGUUCGGUUACGGACACCGUAUUUACAAAGUCAGAGAUCCUCGUGGCAAGCUGGUGCUGCAGCUCAUGGACGAGUACAAGGAUGAUGUGCAGAAGAAUUCGUUUCUGAGAAUCGCCAUGGAGAUUGAUAGAGUUGCCGAAACCGACCAUUACUUCACGUCGAGGAAUCUCAAGGGAAAUGCUGACCUCUACGGCUGCUUUUUGUAUACUGCAUUGGGUAUCGAAACUGAUAUCAUCUUGGCGCUGUCUUGUCUUUCGCGGUCGCCGGGUGUUAUGGCCCACUGGCGAGAAAGCAUGGGUCAACCGCCUAUGCUGUGGCGGCCGCAGCAUAUCUUUACCGGCACAGUAGCAUCACACGAUGACGCCUAACUUCAAGGCCCAGAGAUAUGGUAUAUAAAUUCCUUGGUGGGGGAUUCAUGUUAGAUCUGUCUCUAAUCACUCCUUACUAAUCUAAUACGCUGUCGUGGCAACGGGAUUAUUAUUAUCAAUUUCAUCGCAAAGAGUAAACAUUGACAAACUUCGUGCUAGAUUGUUAGUCUAGAGUCUCUCCUCAUUCUACAAUCAGUAAAUGUUCAAGUACCUACCUCAGGUAGCUUACUAGCUACCUUAUAUAAAGUAAAGACCUAGUAGAAUAUUUGUCUUUGUUCUUUAGAAAUGAGACUUGAGUCAGUG